UGUUCUACGUGACGCGGCGCGUCGUUUCCUCCAGUUGCGAAGGAGAACGGGGCGAGCCCCCUCUUCUCUCUGCCUCGGUCCCCUCGAUUACCUCACACCGACGACGAUGUACGCGUUGGCGGCGUCGUCGACAGCGGAGGGAAAGACGGUGAGUACCGUGACGCCGCUCGAGAAGCCGCCCGCGCUGGGAUCGGACGCUUGCACAUCGCUGUCGUCGCGCAAGCGACAACUACAUGACGAACUCUCGACGAACUCUCGCCGAGCGACGACACCUCAACGGGCCCGUCUCCCCUUCUCUUCUGCCUUGGCCGUCGCCGAAGGAGUCGACAUAGAGAAGAGGUGCAAGCCGUUGGCACUGCGCCGGCCGACUCAGGAGUCGCUCCACUCUCGUGUGACAUGUGAGUCGCGUGGUUCGUCAAAGCCCGUGACUAUUGUAAACGCGUGGGAUACGACCCGUCAAAGACGUCUGGAAGACGUACAGGUUGCCAGGAUCAACAGGUGCGACUAGUGUUCACUGAGAAGAUCUUCCGCUGUGUGUGACAGUUCCGGGAGGAGCCCAGACUACUCUGAAACUUGAUGUCGGUGACGUAGUGGCACAAGGAAGACAGGCCUUUCAGUUUGGUUGCCCAGUGUGCUUUUCGUGGAAUGGAUUUGGCUGGCUGCCUUCAAGACCGACAACGCCGUUCCGUCAACAGCUGAAUAAGCGAGACAUUCUUUGUACGGCGGGAACUGUGAUAGAACAUCAGCUCAAUUAUGGCGAUGCUCACGCUCAAGGUGGUGGUGGUCGGAAGCUGCGCCUGCGGGAAGACCACGCUGAUACGAACUUUCCUGCGCGAUGACGUCAGAGACUCCGUGCCCGCGCCCACCGUCCAGGAAGUCUACGUCGGCCACAUGCAGCACGACGGAAAGAAGGUCCGGCUGGUCAUCUGGGACACGGGCGACUCGGACCUUCUUUGCGACCCUCACCGGGCCUCGUGCUACGCCGAGGCCGACGUGGUGCUGGUCUGCUUCUCGGUGCGCGACAUCUUCUCCGGCAGCGAGGUGCCCACGCGGUGGGCCACCGAGGUGCGACACUUCAACCCGAACGUGCCCGUUCUAUUGGUCGCCACGCAAAUGGACCUGCGCGAGGACCCCGUGACCGUCCACGAGCUGGCACAGAUCAAGUGCCGGCCCACGAGCGUCGCCGAGGGCCUACAGCUGGCGCAGAAGAUCCAGGCGGCUCACUACAUCGAGUGCUCGUCGCUAGACCUAGCCAGCGUGCGCAAGGUCUUCGAGAGCGUACUCCACACAUGCCUCAGGACUACACAAAGUAGACAGAAGAAGUCCAGAUGGAAGCGCCUCUGCUGCUGCUGCUGCCCUUGACGUCAUCACGCGUAGGACAACGAUUCCUCUCGAUCUAGUCAAGUGACAUGCGGGGGCCAAAGAAUCGAAAACGGCGGCAUUUUUGGCCGCGGACAGGCUUUUAGCUGUACAUUCCAAUCGACGUUCAUUCUUUUAUUGCACGAGACGCCAGCGCACUCCUUGUUGUCACACGACUGCCGCCGCGUGUUUCCGUAUUCUAAAGAUUUCAUUGGUGAAUUUUCAGUAACAGUCGCAUCCUGGAGAUUCACAUGACCCGGCCUGAAACAUGACCUAGGGACGUCAUGUGACUCGCGUGACUCUUGUGUGAAGUCACGAGGCCAGACAAAAAGCGUCACCGUUGAGGGGUGGUCACUCGCGCCAAUCUUGUGAAACCUCGUGAGACUCGAAACCGCGAGUCAUGUUGCACGACCAGGAGCGGCACCGUGUGACAUCCUGGGACUCGUGUUACUUUUGUGUGAUGUCAUGGGAUUCAGUUCCGGGAAUCAUUUGGCUCGACCAGAAAAGGUACCAUGUGACUUAUGUGACUCUUGUGCUGCGUCAUGUGAUUCACAAUUGGGAGGGUCACGUGACCCCACAAGCAACGUUCCGGUGGGACGUCGUGUCACUCACCUGACUUCAUGGUAUUCAAAUCUGGUAAAGUCGUGUGACGUGACCAUAAAAGUCACUGUGUGACGUCAUUGGACUCGCGUUGCUCUUGUGUGACGUCAUAUGACUCGUAACCUGGAGAGUCAAUUGACCCCACUAGGGACGCGCACGUGUGUCGUCUUGUCACUCAUGUGACUUGCGUGACUUCAUGGGAUUCAGCACUGGUAGAGUCAUGUGGCGCGACCAGGAACGUCACCGUGUAAAGCCAUUGGACUCGUGCGUUACUCUUGUGUGACGUCGUGUGGUUCACAGUCACAGGACCUCAACAAGAACGUCACCUUCUGGGGUCACGUGACUCACACGACUUCGUGUGAGUCACCUUCUGGGGUCACGUGACUCACACGACAUCGUGUGACGUCAGGCGAUUAACUACCGGGCUAGUCACGUGACCCGACCAGAAGUGUUACCGUGUGUCAUGCGACUCGCGUGGCUCUUGUGUGACGUCACAUGGCUCUUCCAGAUGUGACGUCGACCGGAAGUUCCUCCAUCGCGUUUUUUGGAACAUGGAAACAAGCCCUUCCGCCUGUACUUAAAGCGUGUUCUUGUGAACGACGUGCCUUUAUAUAUAUAUUUUUUUGCAAGUGACCUGAUAUUUCAAGAGGAGGUAUUUUUACCAAAUAUCUUUAUCGGGAAAAUUAUUUAUAGCUUAUGUAUAUAUUGCAGCAUGCUUUGCUUGCGAGUCACUUAACGAUGUCCGCAGGGUACAGCGAUGUUGUUUUCUGUUAAUGAUUGUGUGAUAUGCGAGAGCUGUGUUGUUACAGUUGUGACAUGUCACUUAUGAGUCUCGCAGAUAAUGGAGAACACUCGCGUAAGAGUCAAGUUCGCAAACGAGAGUAAGAGAGAUGUGAUACUUACGUUAGUACCGGGUUGCGGGGCCAAUUUUACGCGAGUUUCGACGAAGCUUGACGAAGACGUAUGUGCACGUUGAUGUUUUUAAGACAAGUGUUCAUAAAUGUUUAUUUAUACCCAG
Messenger RNA from Rhipicephalus microplus (southern cattle tick), 2977 nucleotides. Its product is annotated as ras-like GTP-binding protein rhoA. NCBI's taxonomy places the organism in Eukaryota, Metazoa, Arthropoda, Arachnida, Ixodida, Ixodidae. Gene Ontology annotation, biological process: small GTPase-mediated signal transduction. The record is from RefSeq and is a predicted model, not a curated record. Gene Ontology annotation, molecular function: GTP binding; GTPase activity.